This is a messenger RNA of Lotus japonicus, 3385 nucleotides long. RefSeq names its product leucine-rich repeat receptor-like serine/threonine-protein kinase BAM1. NCBI's taxonomy places the organism in Eukaryota, Viridiplantae, Streptophyta, Magnoliopsida, Fabales, Fabaceae. Gene Ontology annotation, biological process: hormone-mediated signaling pathway; protein phosphorylation. The transcript is spliced from 2 exons. Gene Ontology annotation, cellular component: plasma membrane. The record is from RefSeq and is a predicted model, not a curated record. The coding region runs from base 156 to 3164 and encodes 1002 amino acids. Gene Ontology annotation, molecular function: protein binding; ATP binding; protein kinase activity.
GUUGGUUCUCUUUUUGAACAAAGGGAAAGGGAUGACUCUCACUCACUCACUCUCCUCUCUCUUGUCUUGAGAAACACACACACCAAAUAAACACUCACUCACUCACUCACUCACUCACACUCAUUCAUUUUCCAUUUCCAUUCUCUCUUCACAAAAUGCGCCUCCUGCUUCUGGUGGCGGUGUUGGUGGAGCUCGCCACCGCGGGUCACAUCUCCGAGCCCGGCGCGCUUCUCACAUUCAAAGCCUCCUCCAUCUCCGACGACCCAACCCACGCCCUCUCCUCAUGGAACACCACCACACACCACUGCUCCUGGCACGGCGUCACUUGCGGCCCCCGCCGCCACAUCACCUCCCUUAACCUCUCCUCUCUCUCCCUCUCCGGCAAACUCACCGCCGACGCCCUCUCCUCCCUCCCUUUCCUCUCCUCCCUCUCCCUCGCCGACAACCAGUUCUCCGGCCACAUCCCACCCUCGCUCUCUUCCCUCACCUCCCUUCGCUUCCUCAACCUCUCCAACAACCUCUUCAACGGCACCUUCCCCUCUCACCUCUCGCGCCUCUUCAACCUCCAGGUUCUUGACCUCUACAACAACAACGUCACCGGCGAUCUCCCACUCGCCGUCACCGGCAUGCCCUUCCUCCGCCAUUUGCAUCUCGGCGGUAACUACUUCACCGGAACCAUCCCGCCGGAGUACGGCAGAUGGGUCCACAUCGAGUACCUCGCCGUCUCCGGCAACAACCUCGUCGGCACCAUCCCGCCGGAGAUCGGAAACCUCACCAGCCUCCGGGAGCUUUACCUCGGCUACUACAACAACUACCAAGGCGGCAUCCCUCCGGAGAUCGGUAACCUCACUCAGCUUCUCAGAUUCGACGCCGCUUACUGCGGCCUCUCCGGCGAGAUUCCGGCAGAGCUUGGGAAGCUUCAGAAACUCGACACACUCUUCCUCCAGGUGAAUGUCCUCUCCGGUUCACUCACGCCGGAGCUCGGGCACCUCAAGAGCCUCAAAUCCAUGGAUUUAUCCAACAACAUGCUCUCCGGCCAGGUUCCGGCGAGCUUCGCUGAGCUGAAGAAUCUUACCCUGUUGAACCUCUUCAGGAACAGGCUCCACGGAGCGAUUCCUGAGUUCGUCGGAGAGAUGCCGGCGCUGGAGGUGCUGCAACUCUGGGAGAACAACUUCACCGGAAGCAUUCCUCAGAGUUUGGGGAAGAAUGGGAAGCUCACCCUCGUUGAUCUUUCUUCCAACAAGUUGACAGGGACUCUUCCACCUCACAUGUGUUCCGGGAAUCGUCUUCAGACCCUCAUAGCUCUUGGCAACUUUCUCUUUGGUCCCAUUCCUGAAUCGCUUGGAAAGUGUGAAUCUCUGACCAGGAUUCGAAUGGGUCAGAAUUUUCUGAAUGGGUCUAUCCCAAAAGGGCUAUUCGGGCUUCCAAAACUCACACAGGUUGAGUUUCAGGACAAUCUUCUCUCUGGGGAGUUUCCUGAAACUGGUUCUGUUUCUCACAACAUUGGUCAGAUUACCCUCUCCAACAACAAGCUUUCUGGUCCCUUACCAUCCACCAUUGGCAACUUCACCAGCAUGCAGAAGCUUCUCCUUGAUGGGAACAAGUUCUCUGGUAGAAUCCCACCUCAGAUUGGGAAGCUUCAACAGCUUUCCAAGAUGGAUUUCAGCCACAACAAGUUUUCAGGUCCUAUUGCGCCUGAGAUUAGUCAAUGCAAGUUGUUAACCUUUGUUGAUCUCAGCCGCAAUGAGCUCUCUGGUGAGGUUCCGAAAGAGAUCACCGGCAUGCGGAUUUUGAACUACUUGAACCUUUCAAGGAAUCACCUAGUUGGUGCCAUCCCAUCUUCUGUUGCAGCUAUGCAGAGCUUGACUUCUGUUGAUUUUUCAUACAACAAUCUCUCUGGUUUGGUUCCUGGUACUGGCCAGUUCAGCUACUUCAACUAUACCUCCUUCUUGGGAAACCCUGAAUUAUGUGGUCCUUAUUUGGGUCCUUGCAAAGAUGGGGUUAUCAAUGGCCCUCGCCAACCUCAUGUCAAAGGUCCACUUUCACCUUCUUUGAAGCUUCUGCUAGUUAUUGGGUUGCUGGUGUGCUCGAUUGCUUUCGCGGUUGCGGCAAUACUCAAAGCACGGUCUCUGAAGAAGGCGAGUGAAGCUCGUGCAUGGAAAUUGACUGCAUUCCAACGCUUAGACUUCACUGUGGAUGAUGUUUUGGAUUCCUUGAAGGAGGACAACAUUAUAGGGAAGGGAGGUGCAGGCAUUGUUUACAAGGGUUCAAUGCCAAAUGGGGGUCAUGUUGCUGUUAAGAGACUACCAGCUAUGAGCAGAGGCUCUUCCCAUGAUCAUGGGUUCAAUGCCGAGAUUCAGACAUUGGGGCAAAUUCGACACAGGCACAUUGUUAGGUUAUUGGGUUUCUGUUCAAACCAUGAGACUAAUCUUUUGGUGUAUGAGUACAUGCCUAAUGGGAGUUUAGGUGAGGUUCUUCAUGGUAAGAAAGGGGGUCAUUUUCUUUGGGACACCAGGUACAAAAUCGCUGUGGAGGCUGCAAAGGGACUUUGCUAUUUGCAUCAUGAUUGUUCACCACUGAUUGUUCACCGAGAUGUGAAAUCGAACAAUAUCCUUCUUGAUUCCAAUUUUGAAGCCCAUGUUGCUGAUUUUGGGCUUGCUAAGUUCCUUCAAGAUUCUGGAACAUCUGAAUGCAUGUCUGCUAUUGCUGGUUCUUAUGGAUACAUAGCUCCAGAGUAUGCCUACACAUUGAAAGUGGAUGAGAAAAGUGACGUGUACAGCUUCGGGGUGGUUCUUUUGGAGCUCGUAACAGGGAGGAAACCAGUUGGGGAAUUUGGCGAUGGAGUGGACAUUGUGCAAUGGGUGAGAAAAAUGACAGACUCAAACAAAGAAGGGGUGCUAAAAGUUCUUGAUCCUAGGCUUCCCUCAGUUCCACUCCAUGAGGUCAUGCAUGUAUUCUAUGUAGCAAUGCUGUGUGUUGAAGAACAAGCAGUGGAGAGGCCCACCAUGCGCGAAGUCGUUCAAAUCCUCACUGAGCUUCCACAGCCACCUGAUUCAAAACAUGGAGGAGACUCAACCAUCACUGAAUCCUCUUUGUCACCAUCCAACAGUUUAGAGUCUCCAACCACAGCAUCUAAAGAAGCUAAAGAUCUUCUUAGCAUAUGAAGUAGUACUCUUUUAAGGGGUGGUUAAUUAAGGUGUUGUCUUUUAUUUUAAUUUCCUUUGGGUUGUGACAGCUUGCUUUCUUUGGCUUUUCUUUUAUGGGGUGGGGUUUAAUUUCUCUAACUAGUAAUGUUUGGAUAUUUAUUUUCUCUUGUUGGUGGUUUUGUAAUUUUGUACAGUAGGAUUGGUUUUGUCUUUGUCUUCAACUGGUAGCACUUGUUUUA